Molecule: messenger RNA, 1146 nt
Organism: Aureobasidium vineae
Lineage: Eukaryota; Fungi; Ascomycota; Dothideomycetes; Dothideales; Saccotheciaceae
Source: the annotation of a GenBank genome assembly
AUGACACCUCUGGCUGCAGCGUGCGCCGAACGAGACGGCUCUGACGAUGUGGUCCGAGUGCUAUUGGACGCUGGAGCUGACAUCUCGGUGGUCGACCGAUGGGGCUACACACCCUUGCAUGAGCUCGCGGACAAGUCAAGAACGAAAGCCGCCAUGAUGAUCCUGGAGACAGGCAAAGCCGAUCUCUCUCUACGCACGAAAGGCGGGUUCAGUGUGCUCGAGAAUGCCGCUUCCGAGGGCGAUUAUGAGCUCGUGAACUGCCUCCUCCAGCGAGGAGCGACCUGCCAGGCGGUCCCCGGCAGUGACUCAGUCCUGCAUUGGGCAGUCCGCGCAGAAAAAGAUGACAACCUGUAUGCGAUCGUUGAACGAUUGUUAGAGGAAGGAUGUGAUGUCAACGCGAUGAAUGACAACGGUUGCACUCCCCUCCAUUCCUAUUUAUCAGUCAAAGCAGGCAAGGAGAAUGUGGUACGGCUGUUUCUGUCUCGUGGAGCCAAACUUGACAUACAGGACGACGACGGAGAUACCGUUCUGAACUGCCUCGCAGGAUGCCCAGGAGCGUCCGAGACGAUGUUGGAAUUGCUUCUCGAGAACAAAGCGAAUGCGAGUCUUGCUAAUCUUGAAGGCAUGACCCCGCUGCAUAAGUUGGCAAGAAGCGGCCUCGCAGCACAUCUACGCAUACUUCUCAAGGCAGGCGCGGAUCCUUCUGCCAAGGACAAGAACAAUCGGCAACCUAUACAAUAUGCGGCAAGAGUGGCGAAAACCAACGAGGCUACAGUGCGUGCCCUGCUUGAGUAUAAGGCAGAAGUAAACGUGACGGGAUCAGACUGGUCAAGCCCGAUUGUGUACGCGUCCUCUGAGGCAAAUCUGCAAGUUUUGAAACUCCUGCUCGAUGGUGGAGCAGACGCAAAAAGUGAGGAUCCAGAGAAUCCUGGUUGGACCGCUCUCCAUGCUGCAUGCAAGCGAAGUGAUCCAGAUCCGGCAUUUGCAGAGUUACUCAUCGUGCAUGGAGCUGAUGUGAAUGCUGUCACCAAAAUAUCCAAGACAACACCCUUACACAAUGCCGUCAGUAGUGCCGCAGUCGUGCACUUGCUCCUGAGUGAAGGGGCAACAGUCGAUCCUCGGGAUUCGGAUGGCAAGACUCCUUGA